AUAUCCCACUAACAAUAUCACAUGGCCGAUCGCCAUCUCUGUCUGUUUUCCAAACUUUUACAGACACAAUUCCCAAAUACAAAAUCAAUAUACAUCUUUCGAUGAAGGAAGUACAAGUCGGUAAUAACAAAUGGGUUCUCUAAAUUCACUUCUCAUUCACCCCUUUUCCAUGAUCAAUAAUUGUUACUUCAUUUCCCUUUCUCACCACACAACCAAAAUUCAUAUAUCUUCUCCUUUGAUCCAUCAAAAAUGGCUUACUAUGACUAUGAUGAUGGGUAUGAUGAUGGGUACGUGUGGCCUCAAGAUCACGCCGCCUAUAAUGUUGUCGGUUACCAAGAUUCUGUAAGUUUUUCUGGUUAUGAAUCUUAUCAUCCUAAUAAUGCAUACACUGUUCCCGAGUUUCAAGAACCUCAAUUUCUAGAUUAUUAUCAUCAAACUCAAGAUUAUGACUAUGAUUAUGAUCACGAGUACUCGUUAUCAUCUUCUACCCCUGGUAUCAAUUACUUUGCAUAUAACUAUGUCGAGCCUAAGUUAAUUGCUUACGAACCAGUUUCUUGUGAUACGGGCUAUGUCUCAUAUCAUACACACUAUUCCAUCUCUUACCCAGAAACAGAUUUACAAUUUAACGAGCCAGAGUUUGAAGAGUAUGAUCCAACACCUUAUGGCGGUGGUUAUGAUAUUGUUUCUGUAUAUGGAAAGCCUCUUCCUCCCUCUGAUCAAACCUGCUAUCCUCGGUCCAACCCCAAGCCGGUUGACCCGAAGUCCAAGCCUGCGGCUAAUUCUAUCCCUUUGGCUAACCCUAAACCUGAUCCAAAGGUUGCGCCCAUGUCCAAGCCAGAACCCGAGCCGGUGCAUGUUCCGGCUCUUAUGCCCAUGUCCAAGCCCAAACCCGAGCCUGAGCCGGAGCCGGAGCCGGCUGUGCAUGUUCCGAUUCUUAUGGCCGAGCCAUUAGAAUCAAGGGAGGAAAGCAAUUAUCCUGAUUAUGGAUUUGACUAUCCAUGGCCUGAAUAUGACCAUGGAUAUGGAAUUGGAGUGGGGUAUGAUUAUGGAUAUGGGAAACAAGUGGUUCAGGUUCCUCCAUUUGAAUAUAGUCCAGAAGUUGUGGAGUUGUGUGAAAAUCUUUUUGGGAGUUGGCCUUGUUUGGCUAAGAUUAGGAAGGAACAAAUGGGUGUUAUUAAUAAUCCAGGAAUUAGUACUUGUCCUGAAGAUAGACACCUUAGUCCAUGGGAAACUUGUGCUAGUUACAUAUUCGGAACAAAGAUCACAAAACGUGAUAUAUAGGUUUGAAUCUUAACAACUUUCUUAUGGAUUCUCACAUUUUUGCCAAUGAAGCAUAUAUAUAUGUGGAGACCAAUAAAGAAGGUUAUGGUAAGAUAAAUGUUAAGUUGAGUAUCUAUGUUCGGCAACAUAUAUUCAAUCCUCGUUAGCUUAUGUUAUCAUGUAAUCUUGUCUUGUUUCCUAUGAAAAUAAGCAUUCAAAAUAUGAAUCUAAUGAUUGUUGCAAUAA
Messenger RNA from Lactuca sativa (garden lettuce), 1506 nucleotides. RefSeq lists its product as uncharacterized. The record is from RefSeq and is a predicted model, not a curated record. Gene Ontology annotation, molecular function: phosphatidic acid binding; protein serine/threonine kinase activity. Lineage: Eukaryota; Viridiplantae; Streptophyta; Magnoliopsida; Asterales; Asteraceae. Gene Ontology annotation, biological process: protein phosphorylation.